AUCGAAAUUCAUAAUAUAUUGCUUACAAUGUAGGCCAGAAAGAUUUAAGUAGUUUCAAUAUUGCACGGUCUGCUCAAAUAAAUUGUUUCAAUUUGGUGGAUUAUCACGAAAUUUUUCUUAUCCGAUACAUGUAUGAUUAAAGGCUUGGAUUACGAAUAAUGAAUAAUAUCAUCUUACAUUUAAUCGAAAAGUGUACCGAGCAUCAAGAGUCUUCUCUCGAUAUUUACUUCAAACGAAAUAAUUCGUUGAAGCGAACUGUACAUACGUACAUCUUACGAGAAAGAUGAAAUUGUAUGGUAUUACAUUGGGAUUGGUCGUGGCGCCACCCCACUCCGUGAAGACUUUCAGUCGAGCUCGAACCUUCAUCGGGUGUGGAGUGUGUGUUGCAUUGUCGUGUGUUAGUGUUCAGAUUAUUCACUGAAAAUUAAGGUCUCGUAGCAUGUCUUGACGAGUAGGAGGAGCUCUUCAACGGGGUUUUCGGCAGACAAGGGUUCUCCAAAAUGGCGGGCGGUCAGCAGCUUCCCGAACAGUACACGGUACCGCAGCUCGCUAAGGUCUUCCACGGCCUGCCGCACCUCAACGUCUCUCUCCACUCGGUCAACAACACCUUUAAUCCACAUUCCGAAAUCUAUCUCGAGAGCCUCGGGAUACUUGGAAGUAUCCCCGCAGCUUGGUUAAUCCUGACGUUGCUGGUGCUCCUGGUUUACCUGGUAACGAGAUGCUGCGACCGGAAGCCGCGCCCCAGGAGGUCGAUAACCCUGCUGAAGUGUUCGCUGGCCAUCCUGGCGUUGCUUUGCAGUGGAGCUGUUGCCGUCGGCCUCUACGGUAACGACGAUGUGCACAACGGUUUGGUGCAAUUGGUGGCCGCCGCGAUGAACGUCGAUGGUAUUCUCAUGGGUGUACGGAAUCAGACCGACACCAUCGAGAUUAUAUUAAAGAAGAAGAUACAACCACAAUUGACUGCCUUGGGAGAUGAAUUCGAUGCCCCUGUCAGCAAUAAAACCAUGCUCGGCUUGCUGUUGACUGCGCUGCAGAGCAUGAAGCAGAACACGAACAUCGCCGUGAACCGGAGCUUCGAAAUUCGAAAACCGCUGAGUGGAAUCAGCCUGGCCGGCGCAAUCGGGAUGGCAGUGAAAAUAGAGCAAUUAAGGUGGCCCAUCACUAUGGCCGUUCUCAGCGCGCUUCUCGUUCUCUGCGUGGUGCUAGUCGUCGGAGUUGCACGACAUUCCAGAUGCGUUCUCAUAACAUUCUCCGUAUUCGGUCUAUUUGCAGUGAUAGUCUCUUGGCUGAUGGCUUCACUAUAUCUCGCGACUUCAGUGGCCUUAGGUGAUCUCUGCGUGUCCCCAGACGGUUAUUUAACCAGAGCGGUACCGUCCACCCUAGCCUCCGAAGUUCUUUCAUAUUAUACACAUUGCGAGAAUACACGCAGCAAUCCAUUCAGCCAUAAAUUAAACGAUGGCCAAAUCGCGGCCAGCAAUAUGAAAGAAAAUAUGAAUACUGUGACUAGAUUGGCAUUAGAAUUGUUUAAAGAACAACAAUUACAACCAAAACUGAAUAGCCUUUCGAUUGAUGUGAACACUGUGAGCAAACUUAUGUCAGGCUUGACCACAUUAUUUGAUUGCAAGCCACUUCAUAAACAAUAUGUUCAUGCCGCGAAGAGCUUGUGUCAUUUAGGAUUAUACGGAUUAACCUUUAUGCUAUUGGCCAGCCUAGCUGCAGGAUUGUUUUUCACAGUAUUAGUAGGAGUGGACUCUCAUACUUGGAUCUACAUUCGAAAACGAAGAGAUUACCAUCAAGUUGACGAGCAGGAUCCUUAUCUACCGCCAUCGGCAGCCUCACAGGCGAUAGCAGCUAGAACCCUUCGAGGCCAAGGGUCGUACCCGCCUACAGCCCCUUCUGUAUUUUAUCCGAAUGCUCAUGGCACUCAAAAUACCAUUAAGCAGCCUCUCUUGCUAACGCCGCCCCCGCCGUCCUACGCUACUGCGACUGCUCGAGCACGUCAGCUGCACGAGAGCAUGUUAAAAGGUGGGGGUAUUAACGGGAGCGGAGGAGGAGGGGAUCACAAAUCGUCUCAGCAUAAUCAGCAAUCGACAGGUGGACGAGCUGAGCACCGUUCUGGGCUCGGAGAUCAACCUGGCCAGUACGCGACUUUGAGCAAGCAAUGUAAAACUCUUGAAUCUAGUGACUUUUACUGAGGGCACGCCCCCGCAGGGCCCGGUAGAGAACCACCUUGGACACCAAGUGUGGCGUCCUUCACCGGUACCCUGUCUCACAAUUCUCAUGGACCUGCUCAUCUGGCAACUUUCCAAGAUUCUCGCAAAACACAGACUCUAGACCCAAAAAAUCUAGCGAAUCUUAA
This is a messenger RNA of Apis laboriosa (Himalayan honeybee), 2359 nucleotides long. RefSeq names its product protein tweety (gene tty). The record is from RefSeq and is a predicted model, not a curated record. Gene Ontology annotation, molecular function: intracellularly calcium-gated chloride channel activity; volume-sensitive chloride channel activity. The coding region runs from base 501 to 2195 and encodes 564 amino acids. Gene Ontology annotation, cellular component: plasma membrane. The transcript has 9 exons. NCBI's taxonomy places the organism in Eukaryota, Metazoa, Arthropoda, Insecta, Hymenoptera, Apidae.